Messenger RNA from Penicillium nucicola, 534 nucleotides. Its product is annotated as 2,4'-dihydroxyacetophenone dioxygenase family protein. NCBI's taxonomy places the organism in Eukaryota, Fungi, Ascomycota, Eurotiomycetes, Eurotiales, Aspergillaceae. The coding region runs from base 1 to 534 and encodes 177 amino acids. The record is from RefSeq and is a predicted model, not a curated record. The transcript has a single exon.
AUGACCCUCCAAGAAAAAGGCGACAACACCCCAAUAGCCUACCAAGGCCCGAAACUCCCCAACGUCCCCGAAGACAUCGUAGUAACAGACGCAAUGGACCUGAACUGCGACGAACGCCUCUGGGUCCCUCAGGCACCAGACGUCUGGUUCCGACCGCUAUGCCUGAACGUCUCGCAGGGGUACUUUGUGAACAUCCUGCGCGUGCGCAAAAACGGCAUCCUCUCCCGUCACCGACAUACGGGACCCGUGCACGCGACUGUGCUGCGCGGUCGCUGGCAUUAUCUGGAGCAUGACUGGUGGGCCGAGGAAGGCGGCUAUGCGUUUGAGCCGCCAGGCGAUAUUCAUACGCUCGAGGUUCCUGAGGGUGUGGAGGAGAUGGUGACGUUGUUUCAUGUUACUGGGGCUUAUAUCUAUGUGGAUGCGCAGGGCGCGGCGCUGGGUGUGGAGGAUGUGUUUAGUAAGUUGAUGGCGGCGAGGAAGCAUUAUGAGGAUGUUGGGCUUGGGGCUGGGUUUGUGGAUCAGUUUGUGAGAUAG